Molecule: messenger RNA, 1309 nt
Organism: Chondrus crispus (carragheen)
Lineage: Eukaryota; Rhodophyta; Florideophyceae; Gigartinales; Gigartinaceae
Exons: 2
Coding region: 1-1158 (385 amino acids)
Source: RefSeq, a predicted model, not a curated record
AUGCCGGCCGUCGCCUACUUCGGCGCGCGCUUCGGCGACAAGUGGUACGUCGACCUCGUCGCGCUGCCGCACAACGCCAUCCGCUGCCAGCUGCGCGCCGCCUUCAUCAUCGCCAAUGCCCUGGGCAAGCUCGCCCUGGACGUGGGCGAGGCCGAUCUGGCCCGCGUCUACGCCUGGCUCGGCACACUCGAUAGGUUCGUCGCCGCCCUGCUCACGGCCGAGGACCGCUUCGUGUACCCGCUGGUGGAUGCCAACUUGAGAAAGGCCAAGACCCCGGAGGGCGCACAGCUGCAUUUGCCGGAGCUGCUAAGCCUCAGGGGCAGGGAUGUCGCGAAGACACGCAUUCGCGAGCUGCUGGCCGAUGCGAGGAAGACUAGGGAUGUCGCCACGGGCGCGACGAGGGCGAAGAUUAAUGCACUCAGGUUUGCCCUGGAUCAGUUGGGUGCCAACUUGUUGGAUUACUUUGCGGCUAUGGAGAAGUUUGUGCCCAAGCUGUUGAAGAAGGCCUUGAGGAACGGCCCCAAGGAGAAGGAUAAGGUCGAGAAGAAGAUGUUCGAGUAUCUAUAUGCCCAGCCGCACGGCGCCAUGUUGGGCGCCCUGUUGCUGCAGUGCAUUGAGAGCAGGAGCAGGAGGGCAGAGUUUGUCAAUCGCAAUAUUAGGAAGAAGAAUGACCGCGCAUCCUUUAAGCUUCACGUUAAGAAGGUCGAGGCGAGCCACAUGAGGCUCGCUCUGGCCUUUGAUGAUGUCGCCAACAAGUAUGAACGCAGGUUUAAUAUGAGCACGUUUGUCAAGCAUUAUGAUGCCAAUACUGACGGAUACGCGCAGGAGACGCUUGCCAUGUUUGGCGACAUGGAUAUCAAUGCUGAGGGGGAAGGGGGCGCCGAUGCGCAGAGAGGGGGUGAUCAAUAUUCGGACGAUGGGGAGCAAGGCGCGGGCAUGGAUGACGAUGUGAUCGAGGUCCUGGCGGAGGUCACACCGGAGGAGGUGGUGGCCGGCGAGGACGCGAGGACCCUCGAGGAAGCCCUUGCGGCAGAGGAGGCCCGCGUGAUUGGGGACGCGCACAUCAGCGACACGCGCAUCGGCGACGAGGCAGCGAGUGCGUCACCUGAGCACGCGGUUGGAGAAGGCCAGGCUGUAGACGCAGCAGAUUACACCUAAGAGGAGGUUUGUGGAAGGGAGCUCUUCUGACUUUAUAGCUGGCCGCAUGGUUUUUGUCGCUGUGCCUUUUUUGGGGGCGCGCGAGAAACAUUUCACUUAUUUUUUCGGGUACGAGAUGUAGGAUAGUAAAUGCGUAGAGGUACGUUUUCGA